Molecule: messenger RNA, 543 nt
Organism: Passer montanus (Eurasian tree sparrow)
Lineage: Eukaryota; Metazoa; Chordata; Aves; Passeriformes; Passeridae
Product: lymphocyte antigen 6E-like
Exons: 3
Coding region: 56-436 (126 amino acids)
Molecular function (GO): acetylcholine receptor inhibitor activity
Source: RefSeq, a predicted model, not a curated record
UUCCCGGGGUGCAUCUUCCCACACUGCUCCAGCUCCGAGGGCGCGAGGACCAACCAUGAAGGCUUUUCUGGUGGCCCUGCUGGCUGCAGUCCUGUGUGCCCAGCAAGCUUCCUCCCUGUUUUGCUACAUCUGUGACAAUGAACAUUCCAACUGGAACUGCAUGAAAACCUACAAAUGUGAGGACCAUGAGAAAUUCUGCACGACCACGUACAGCACUGCCGGAUUCGGCAAGGAGGUGGGACACCGCAUCACCAAGAAAUGCUCUGUGGACUGUCCCGAGACCAACGUGAAUUUUGGGAUGGCCGCUUAUUCCACCAAGUGCUGCAGCACCUCCCUCUGCAACUUCAGCGGCGCCAACAGCAUCCGGAUCAACUACGCCGUGGUCCUGCUGGGAAUCGUGGGAAGUUUGAUCUGUGUGCUCAGGGUGGGAUUGUGAUCGGGGCUGGCAGAGGAUUGUGACCACCCGAGAAGCCACAAGGAAUUCCCCAAGAGAGGAACCUCAGGCGAGUGUUUCCAGCAGCGACCCUGUUGUAUUCCAAGACA